AUGCCUGGCGAGCCUCGCUGCGUCUGCACGGCGGAACGUCUUCAGGAACAAGGCGGACGAAGGAAGGAGGCCAGGAUUCAAAGAGGAUGGGAUGCGACAAACGGCGCUUGCGCGAUUAUUUGCCUUGCUGGGACAGAAUGGCUUCGAGAGCUACGAGAAGAGAGAGCGAGCGCGCGGUCAAGCGUGAGCUCGCUCGACGCUCGGGGCCGUGAUGUCCUGCGUGAUUCCUGUGAUCCCCUCGCUCGCUAUUCUCUUGGUUUCGGCUUGGAUGUCCUGGGCGCUCGGCCUGGAGCACACGCCAACCACGCCAGUGUCGCAUGCGGUUUCACCGGGUCCUUGCGCCAACUCUGCUCCUGCCAAACGCCCCCCGCCGGCGAUUCCGGCUGCAACCACGAAGGAAUCGCCGGACAGCACGGCUAUCACAGCGAUAUGGCGAGGAGGCGAACAGGCUACGGCAAGUGGACACGGGCUGUACGGGCAGAACUCAUGGCUUGUCAGCCCGGUCAGGUGGGACGGACAGGCACGGGCGCGGCGGGCGUGAUGGGAUGGGAAGGAGGCUAG
Molecule: messenger RNA, 561 nt
Organism: Trichosporon asahii var. asahii CBS 2479
Lineage: Eukaryota; Fungi; Basidiomycota; Tremellomycetes; Trichosporonales; Trichosporonaceae
Exons: 1
Coding region: 1-561 (186 amino acids)
Source: RefSeq, a predicted model, not a curated record